Stegostoma tigrinum is the source of this 1003-nucleotide messenger RNA. RefSeq names its product arachidonate 5-lipoxygenase-activating protein (gene alox5ap). The transcript is spliced from 5 exons. Lineage: Eukaryota; Metazoa; Chordata; Chondrichthyes; Orectolobiformes; Stegostomatidae. Gene Ontology annotation, cellular component: nuclear envelope; endoplasmic reticulum; membrane. Bases 179 to 646 code for a protein of 155 amino acids. Gene Ontology annotation, biological process: leukotriene biosynthetic process. Gene Ontology annotation, molecular function: glutathione transferase activity; enzyme activator activity; glutathione peroxidase activity. The record is from RefSeq and is a predicted model, not a curated record.
UCAUCUCUCGCCUGCCCAUCAUCCCACCCCUGUUCUCAAAGUUUGGUUUAACAUUUCUUCCGCUAUUUGCAACGUAGAAGAAAAAUCGGAAGUUGGACCGAUUGAGAGAUAAAACUACGGGACGUUUUACUUUAUUGCUACGACCUUCUCUCGCAGGAGCGCAAGACACACCGUCAGCAUGGAGAUGGAAAUUCUGGACAAUGUGAUCUUUCUGGGUACUGUCACUCUGCUCAGUGCUCUUCAGAAUGUAUUCUUUGCGUACACAGUGCAGAAUGAAUCCCUCCAGAAGCGGCCGACUCAUAGCGCUUUUGACCGGGUCAGAAUAGCAAACCAUAAUUGCGCUGAGGUUUAUCCCACAUUUCUUGCUUUACUGUGGACUGCUGGAAUUUUCUGUAGUCAAGCUCCUGCAGCCUUCGCUGGAUUGUUGUAUUUGGUGGUGAGGCACAAAUACUUCGUGGGUUACUUAGGAGAGAACAGUCAAAGUCUUCCUGGUUUCUUUUUUGGAAAACGUUUGAUGGCAUUCUUAUUCAUCAUGGCAACUGCUGGAAUUAUCAACUAUGCAACAAACUAUUUCUUUGAAAUCAACUUUCUGUAUUACAUUCAAACAGCCACAAAAGCCUCUGCUGCAUUGCUUCUUAUUCCCUAAUCAGGUUGAAGAUGUUGUUAACAUCAGCAUGGAAGCUUUAAUAACUCCAAUCAUUUGUUAACAUAGACCCAUAUAGCACAGAGUCAGAUCCUUCAGUCCAAUUCAUCCAUGCCGACCAGGUUUUACAAAGGAAACUAGUCUCGUUUGCCUGGAUCUGGCCCAUAUCUCUCUGAACCUUUCCUAUUCAUGUUCCUGUUCACCUGUCUUUUAAAUGUUUUAACUGUACCUUUAUUUCCCACUUCCUCUAUUUUUUUAAGCAAAUUCAUUUGUGGCUGUUUGAUUAAAAGCUGAAGUAAAGAAUUCAUGUCUGUAUGGUUCCCCUUAUGACAAAAUUAAAAAAAUUCAAGUGGAACUUUA